This is a messenger RNA of Penicillium argentinense, 186 nucleotides long. RefSeq lists its product as uncharacterized. The coding region runs from base 1 to 186 and encodes 61 amino acids. The record is from RefSeq and is a predicted model, not a curated record. The transcript has 2 exons. Lineage: Eukaryota; Fungi; Ascomycota; Eurotiomycetes; Eurotiales; Aspergillaceae.
AUGUCGGACAUCAUGAUGCUCGUAAAUCUUGAUCUCUACCAAGACCGCGCCUCUAAGUUUGCUGCUAUUAUCCAAUUUCGUUGGGAGGUCGGACUAAUGACCGACUACCUGGUCCACAAGUUCAAGCGCACACCACCGGACGGGCAGAUCUGUAUCAUGUGGGACAUAGACGAAUGGCACUACUGA